Trifolium pratense (red clover) is the source of this 3819-nucleotide messenger RNA. Its product is annotated as disease resistance protein RPV1-like. The transcript is spliced from 6 exons. Bases 111 to 3563 code for a protein of 1150 amino acids. Lineage: Eukaryota; Viridiplantae; Streptophyta; Magnoliopsida; Fabales; Fabaceae. The record is from RefSeq and is a predicted model, not a curated record. Gene Ontology annotation, molecular function: ADP binding. Gene Ontology annotation, biological process: defense response; signal transduction.
CAGAAGUUAUACAUAGGAAAUGCUUCCAAUAGCCAUUUUCGGGAUCAGUUUCUCAGUUCUCAUAUUCCAUAUUCUCAAACUCUUCUUGCUUCCAUUUCUUCUCAAUUAUUAUGUCUCUGCAAUCACCUUCAUCUUCCUCUUCAUUUCCCAAUGAAUAUUUCAAUUACCAGGCCUUCCUCAAUUUCAGGGGCAUUGACACUCGGUAUGGUUUUACUAAUAAUCUCUACAAUGCUCUUAAAGACAAGGGAAUCCACACCUUUAUUGAUUACAAUGAUCUUCAGAGAGGAGAUGAAAUCACCCCAACACUCAUCAAAGCCAUUAAUGAGUCUAGAAUUUAUAUUCCUAUAUUUUCUAUCAAUUAUGCUUCUUCUUCAUUUUGUUUGGAUGAACUUGUCCACAUCAUGUGUGGCUUCAAAGAAAAGGGUCGCCUUGUUCUUCCAGUUUUCUACGGUGUGGAUCCUUCUGAUGUGCGGCAUCAGAAAGGCAGUUGUGGUAAAGCACUUGCCGAGCACGAAAAGAAGUUCCAAAAUAACGAGAAAAACAUGGAGCGAUUGUGUCGAUGGAAGAUAGCUCUUAACCAAGCUGCUAACAUUGCUGGCUACCAUUUCAAUAUUGGAUCAGACAUGAAUGAAUAUGAACACACGCUUAUUGGAAAAAUAGUUAAAGUUGUUUCCAAUAAGAUCAAUCGAGCUCCUUUAUAUGUUGUCGAUUACCCUGUUGGACUCAAGUCUCGAGUAAGUAACGUGAACUCACUUCUGAAUGAGGCUUGUAGUGAUGAAGUUUGCAUGAUUGGGAUUCAUGGAACAGGAGGAAUUGGUAAAUCAACACUUGCUCGAGCAGUUUAUAAUUUUAUUGCUGAUCAAUUUGAGUGUUUGUGUUUCCUAGAAAAUGUGAGAGAAAAUUCAGCAAAACAUCUCCAAGAGGAACUCCUUUACAAAACAAUCGGAUUGAAAGUGAAGAUAGGAGGUGUCAAUGAAGGAAUUGGAAUCAUUAAAGAACGGCUACGUCGAAAGAGGGUCUUAUUGAUUCUCGAUGACGUUGACAAGUUGAAGCAGCUAAAAUUUUUGGCCGGAGGAUUUGAUUGGUUUGGUCGUAACAGCAGAGUCAUCAUUACCACUCGAGACAAAAGUUUGUUAACAUGUCAUGGGAUUGAAAGAAUAUAUGAAGUAGAAGGCUUAAAUUGUGGUGAAUCUCUUGAAUUGUUUAAGCAGGUGGCUUUUAAAACUAAGAAAGUUGAUUCAAUUAAUGAUGAUAUUGUCAACCGUGCAAUUAGUUAUGCUUCUGGCCUUCCAUUAGCUAUAGAUGUCAUAGGUUCCAAUUUGGCAGGAACGCCUAUAGCAGAAUGGGAAUCUACAUUAGAUAAAUAUAAAAGGAUUCCUCCUCAUGAUAUCCAAAAUAUACUAAAAGUUAGCUUUGAUGGUUUGGAUGAAGAACAGAAAAAUCUCUUUCUAGAUAUUGCAUGUUUCUCUAAAUGGUUUCAUUUGGGACAAAUUCGUGCUAAUUACGAUCAUUGCAUAAAACAUGAUGUUGGAGUGUUGGUUGAUAAAUCUCUCAUAAAGAUUCAUCAAUUUGGUGAUGUGAUAUUACAUGACUUGAUAGAGCAUAUGGGUAAAGAAAUUGUUCGAAAAGAAUCACCCGAUCAUCCUGAAAAACGCUCUAGAUUGUGGUUUCACAAAGAUAUAGUUGAUGUUUUAGAACAAAACAAGGGAUCUAGUAAAACUAAAAUGAUAUAUCUGGAUUACCCCUCAAAGGAAGUCGUAAUAAAUUGGAAUGGAGAAGCCUUCAAGAAGAUGACAAAUCUAAAAACACUUGUCAUUAAAAAUGCUAAUUUUUCCGAAGGGUCCCGUCAUUUUCCAAAUAGUUUGAGAGUACUUGAAUGGGAAAAAUAUCCUUCAAUACCAUUUAGUAUUUUGAACAAGAAAUUUGAGAAUAUGAAAGUUUUGAACUUUGACAACUGUGAAUAUUUAACAGAGAUAUCAAAUGUCUCCGGUCUCCCAAAUUUAGAGGAAAUUUCAUUUGAAAAUUGUGUGAAUUUAACUACAAUUGACAACUCAAUUGGGUUUCUGAGCAAACUUGAAUUAUUGAAUGCUGAAGGUUGCACGAAGCUUAGGAGUUUUCCACCCUUGAAAUUACCUUCUCUUAAAUAUCUGAAUUUUACGGAUUGUGAGAGUCUCCAGAAUUUUCCAGAAAUAUUAGACAAGAUCGAAACACUAGAAAAUAUUAAUAUUUAUGGAACUUCCAUACAAGAGAUUCCAGUUUCAAUUCAAAAUCUAAUUGGGCUUGUUUCACUAAAUUUUGAUACAAGGCGAAACCUAAUUCAAAAUCUAAUUGGGCUUGUUUCACUAGAUAUUGAUACAAGUGGAAAGCUAAUGUUCCCUAGCAUUUGCAACAUGCCAAAAGUGGAGGUUGUUCGCCUCAAAGGAAUUAGCAACCUCUCAUUAUUUCUUCCGAUGGCUAUCAUGCGGUUUGCUAAUAUGCAAGUUCUAAACCUAUCUGGUAGCAAUAUCAGAGUUCUUCCAGAAUGCCUUAAAGAAUGUACCUCUCUUCAUCAUCUUAUAUUAGAUUAUUGCUAUUCUCUUGAGGUUAUUUCUGCAAUUCCGCCAAAUCUACAAAGAUUGUCAGCAAUAGACUGCAAAUCAUUGAGUAAAAGCAUGUUACUGAAUAAGAAAUUGCAUGAGUCUGGAAGAACCAUCGAGUUUUGUUUCCCACCAGCAGAAGGUGAGAUGAUUCCGGAGUGGUUUAAUCACCAAACUAGAGGAACAACCGACAAGUCAGGAACAACGUUUCCUUUCUGGUUUCGUAACAAGUUGCCGUCCAUAAUGAUCUUCUUCUCAACUAAUUCGAAGAUGGAGUAUCUUGGAGAAUCAUCUUCUGUAUUGUCAUUCAAUCUGUUCAUCAAUGACUUUAAAAGGAAUUUUAAUGACAUCCAAGACAAACUGUUUCAACAUGGGUGGUUGCCAAGUCAUACAUAUCUUUUUAAUCUGCCUAUGCAACAAAAGAUUGAAAUUCAUGAUAUCUUGCUGGAUUCAUCCCAGCCGAAACUAAUGCCUACACUGGAUGAAGCAUUUGAAAAAAAUGAAUGGAUCCAUGCAGAAAUUAAGUUUUGGUCUACGGCUACAUUGCCUUUGUAUUUCGUGGAGGAAAACAAUGCGGACCAUAUUCGGUUCACCAAUCCUUGUAGAAAGAGAAAAUUAGAUGAACUGGAACAUAUAUAUCAAGAUACUUCACUAUCACAAUCCCGGCCACUUCUGAAAAAUCAAAGAUUGUUGGAUGUCGAAGAAGUUUUAGAUACAGAACUUGUGGAAAAAGAACUGCAACACGGGAUGAACAAGCUAAGACAUGAUACAAAGUCUUGCGAAUACGAGUUUGGUGGUAAUUCUCCAAAUAAAAUCAAGAUGGAUUAUUUGAAAUUGUUCAAAUGGGCAAGGUGUGCUGCUCCAUAUAUCAGUCACUCCAAAUCAAUCAUCAUCGUGUUCUUGUGUGUCAUCAUGUGUGUGAUUUUAUUUCUCUUCAAAGAAAAAACCACUAUGCUUAGUUUGGGGGAACUAACUUGUCCGACCUGAAAUGACUGAUGUGAUCAAGCAUUUUCGGUCACAAGGAUCAUUUAAGACUUUGGUGAUUCACUUGAAAAUAAUGUCUAGUUUUGUGGUGUGAUUCAUUAUCUUGUUAUGUUCAACUAGACCUUCAUGUAUUUCUUUUGGAGAUCCAUGAAUUGUGUCUCAGAUAUUAAUUUACCUUGUAUCCCUUGGUUCUGUAUCAGAAACUAUCUGCAUUAUGCAGAAGGUAUAUAUAUAGUAAUCACUAUGCUUUUUUAUGUUA